Molecule: messenger RNA, 252 nt
Organism: Gongylonema pulchrum
Lineage: Eukaryota; Metazoa; Nematoda; Chromadorea; Rhabditida; Gongylonematidae
Source: the annotation of a GenBank genome assembly
ACACGUCUGACGUUCCAGAUUUACUCAGUGAUUGCAGCACUCGUGCUCGCUGUGCAUUAUGGCAUGAAUCGAGUAUUCAAAUACGACAGCGUCAAGUAUACGCCACAAGGAUUGCCAAUGCAUCACGGUGAAAGCAAACUAACUGAUGCAUUCAAUCAAACCGCUGUUGCAAAUGCGAAUUAUGGCGCAAUCGAGGCCGAAGAUCCGACCCAGGAAGCGUACGACCGGUACGUGAAAUCACCGUAUGAGUGA